AUGGGCAGCCAGCUGGAGCGAUCGCCCCAGACGGCGUUUCCCUCUUACAAGCGCGCCCGCGUGGACGCGGUGGCGCCGGAGGACCGGCUGAGCGACCUGCCGGACCACCUCCUGCACGAAAUCAUCGGGCGCCUCGGGUCCUGGCAGGCCGCGCAGACGAGCGCGCUGUCGCGGCGGUGGAGGCACCUGUGGCGCUCCGCGCCCUGCCUCCACAUCGACCAGCGGCAGUUCCCGGGCAGCGACAAGCCCGGCUCCCGGCAGCGCGCACGCUUCGAGGACUUCGCCGACGGCAUGCUCGCGUCCUUCGCCGGCGUCUCGCUGCCUCUUACCGCAUUCCGCCUCUACUUAGUCGACGGCAGGAGCACGGCCUCCUCCGAGAGGUGGAUCCGCCGCGGCCUCAAGCGCUGCCCGACCAGCGUCGGCAUACGCUCCAGCUACGCCGACCACAGCGGCGUCGUCCAGUGGCCGCCUCGCCACCUAGACAUGGGCGCCGUCGCCUGCCGCCUGACGUGCCUCCGGCUCGCUGGCGUGACUCUACGAGACGGCUUCGGGGAGCAGCUCGGCGCGCAGUGCCCGGUCCUCCAGGUCCUGCGCAUCGACAGCUGCCACCACCAGUCCUACUGCGCCAUCGUCUCACCCACGCUCAAGAGCCUCGAAGUCACCUUUCCAACUCGCUACUCCGAUCAUGUCACCUUGGCCAUCGCGGCUCCUCGCCUCACCUUCCUCCUCCUCCGCGUCCCGUUCGGCGGCGAGGGCGGCAACCCGGUGAUCACUGCUCCAGGGCACGAGGCGCUGCCGUCGCUCGUCACGGCGUUGAUCAGCAUAUCUGAUCGAGAUUGCCGGCCGAACAAACGGGCUAACAAGACCAAGCUCGAGUUCCUGAGAUCCAUGCGCGGCUUCCUGGCCCGAAUAUCCAAUGUCACCAACCUACGGCUGGAGGGAUUCACCACGACGGUACGCAUUCUAUGGCUUGUGUGA
Lolium perenne is the source of this 978-nucleotide messenger RNA. Its product is annotated as MEIOTIC F-BOX protein MOF-like. Gene Ontology annotation, molecular function: protein binding. Lineage: Eukaryota; Viridiplantae; Streptophyta; Magnoliopsida; Poales; Poaceae. The record is from RefSeq and is a predicted model, not a curated record.